AUGCUUGUCAGUGCGUUGGAGCGUAUCCGCAACCGUCUUCCUUGGCUCGAAAGGCUUGACAUUGUCAAUGAACCAGCUCCACCACCAAAGGACACUGACCUCGAUAAUGAUAUCAGUAAAAUUGACCCCAAUGAUGAUUUCAAGAGGGAAGCAUUCUUCUAUCGUCAGGCUCAAGCGGCUGUUUUGGAAGCCAUCCCUCGCCUUCACGAGCUUAACGUGCCUACCAAGCGGCCGGCAGACUACUUUGCCGAAAUGAUCAAGUCAGACGACCACAUGGUUAAGGUGCGCGAAGCAAUUGUCAUCAACAAAAAACGCUUGGAACUGCGCGAGAAGGCGCGUCAACUGCGUCAGGCCCGCAAAUUUGGCAAGGAAACCCAAAGGGAAGUGCUUGAAGCACGCCGUCUUGAGAAGAAGAAACACAUGGAUGCAUUGAAAGCUGUGAAGAGGAAGCCAGGUGAGAUAGACAUUACAACUAUAUAUACAAGCUACUACAUAAGAUGCAAGUAG
Molecule: messenger RNA, 507 nt
Organism: Dibothriocephalus latus
Lineage: Eukaryota; Metazoa; Platyhelminthes; Cestoda; Diphyllobothriidea; Diphyllobothriidae
Source: the annotation of a GenBank genome assembly